AUGACUAAAAUUGCUGAGCAGUGUGGCAGAGAUGAACCAUUUGAUAUCUAUGCAUAUUUUAAACGAUUCACAAUGGACACCAUUUGGUCAUGUGGUUUUGGUCUCGAUACUGACAUGCAAAAUAAUGUCAAUGAUCCGUAUCUUCUCCAUUCACAACAAUUUUUUUUACCUGAUAAGAUUCGUCAAUCCAUAUUUGUUUUGAAUCGUUUGAUAGAAGAAUUGAGCAAAGUGUGGGUAAGUAUAUUUCUAUCACUUGGCAUUAUUCGCUAUUGGCUUCGGCGGUAUAUUCCCGUGACAAAGUGGCUUAUCAACGAAAAUCCCGCUACAUGGGUUAUGAAACAAGCCAAUGAAAUGAUUGAAAAACGUAAACAAAUUGGUCAUACUCAUCGAACAGAUUUAUUGCAGUUGAUGCUCGAUUCCAUAUCUGAUGAAGAUUUCAUUCGCGUAAGAUUCGCUUUCAGACUGCUUUCAAUAUUAUCAUCAUGGGUAGUUUCGUAA
This is a messenger RNA of Rotaria sp. Silwood2, 498 nucleotides long. The record is from the annotation of a GenBank genome assembly. Lineage: Eukaryota; Metazoa; Rotifera; Eurotatoria; Philodinida; Philodinidae.